AUGAUUCCAGAAAACGCUGUAUUGAUUAAACAAGGCGCUGAAGCACGCGUAUUCCACUUGCCAACUUUUCUUACCGUGCCAAAUGGCUGUAUUGCUAAAGAAAGAUUCAAAAAGACAUAUCGCCACCCUGAUCUCGACCAUUUCUUGACAACCAGACGUGUUGCCCAGGAAGCACGCUGCCUUUACAAGUGCAAAAAAGCAGGCAUGGACACACCCACUGUAUAUCACAUUGACAUGCCAACAGCAACCAUUUUUAUGGAAAACAUCACUGGCAUCACUGUCAAGCAGAGAUUGUUAGACCAUCAAGCGACUGAAUACAAGGAUGUACAUACAGACUCAUUAGCAGAGCAAAUUGGCACUUCACUUUCCAAAAUGCAUAGUUUGAAUGUGGUACAUGGCGAUUUGACAACCUCCAACUUGAUGCUUAGAGAAAAGGACGAUUCAGUGGUUGUUAUCGAUUUUGGACUAAGUUCCAUCUCUACAUUGAUUGAAGACAAGGCGGUAGAUUUGUAUGUGCUUGAGCGUGCGUUUGCAAGUACACAUCCACAGACUGAGUUUUUGUUUGAAAAGAUUAUGGAGCAUUAUUUGAAGCAUUCAAAGCAAUCAAAGCAAAUCUGGACCAAAUUGGAAGAUGUGAGAAUGAGAGGACGCAAGAGAAGCAUGGUUGGAUAG
This is a messenger RNA of Mucor velutinosus, 672 nucleotides long. RefSeq lists its product as uncharacterized. Gene Ontology annotation, biological process: protein phosphorylation. Lineage: Eukaryota; Fungi; Mucoromycota; Mucoromycetes; Mucorales; Mucoraceae. The transcript has 5 exons. Bases 1 to 672 code for a protein of 223 amino acids. Gene Ontology annotation, cellular component: cytosol; nucleus; EKC/KEOPS complex. Gene Ontology annotation, molecular function: ATP binding; protein serine/threonine kinase activity. The record is from RefSeq and is a predicted model, not a curated record.